Messenger RNA from Cladophialophora carrionii CBS 160.54, 1173 nucleotides. RefSeq lists its product as uncharacterized. The record is from RefSeq and is a predicted model, not a curated record. The coding region runs from base 1 to 1173 and encodes 390 amino acids. The transcript has a single exon. NCBI's taxonomy places the organism in Eukaryota, Fungi, Ascomycota, Eurotiomycetes, Chaetothyriales, Herpotrichiellaceae.
AUGGCUCAGGCCAUGGACGCCCAUUCGAGCUUUGUUUACCUCGUCGACAAUCUGCCCAAAUGGCGAACCACCUUGGACUCUUUGGCUACGCAUACCGCCGAGAAGCAUGCCGAGUUUGUCGCAGAGUAUGCUCGUCUACUCAAACAAGCAAGACCCAAGCGCAAGAAGACUCCUUCGGUCAGCUCGAUCCAUUCUACCGAGGAGCAAGGUUCAAUCGAUGAUCAAGCCAGUGGUGAAGAGAACGUGGACAACUCGUCGUCGCAUGGUCCCAUAGAGAUAAAUCCCUUGGAAGCUGGGACUCGAUACCUGUUCGCACAGGCGCGACGAAAGAGGAAGCCGGGCACUUCGAUUCGUUCCGGCGCCUCCGGACCGCAGAAGUUUAGAAACAGGAAUCACGUCGUCGUUUACUAUGACAGCUACCUGCAGAAACAGUUGGAUGCUAUGGUGAAAGAAGUCGGACUUGGCCGGAACAACUUGAGAAAAGGCAAGAAUGCCCUGGCAGCAGCUACAGGAUUUCAGCUUCCUUCACUGGCUACACUGUCUGGGAAUGGCGGCCUGGGGUCUUCCGCGUUCGACGAUUUCAGACCUCCCAAUAUGUCUCGGAGCACUUCCGCCCUGCUGUCAGUCAAGAAAUCGGUUACUCUUUCACCCCAGCCGCCUUCCCAUCAGGCGAGCUUCAUUCAAGCUGACAAAGAGCUGGAGCAAAUCCAGUCUCUAUGUGAGACAGCAGCUCACCAGUUCCUUCGCGAUGGUGAUUGCAAGUCUGAGCUUGACACUAUCCGGGGGAGACUGGAUGCACUUCUUGUACAGGCCACCAGAGCUGCAGCGUCACUCAAAAAGCUCCAAGAGGAACAGGAAGCUGUCCACGCCGACUCGUCCGCCUCGGAGUCCAAUCACGAAACCGAAUCACGUGGCACGUUGUCAACUCAACCCUCGCUCGAUCUUCUACCACCACAGAAGAUUGCCGUUGCAAAGACCUUACAUCCGCCGGCAAUCAGUCAUCCACUUGACGGCCUCAAACCUCAGGGAUUCUUCAGCGCGCCAGCCGUUUCAACACUUGGCCAUGAACUCGCUAAUGACACGAUCGAGGUCGACGACUCUAGUGACCAAGAGUCCAUUGUCGUGGACCUCUCUCAGUAUCGUCUAACCAAUCCCCGAAGGAUACGUGCUUGA